AUGGCCCUCCCCACCCCUGGAACUCUAACCGACCCCCACUCCUCCCGCACGAUCCCCUCCCCACUCCCUCUCGUUUCUCCAGCGCCGCCACGCUCCCCACUCUCCCCCACGACCUCUUCCCCCAUCCCGAUUCUGGAUCGGGGCGCAUGCCUGCGCCCCGUCGUCGUCACCCCACGACGCCGCUCGGACCCGCCCUCGCCGGACCGAUCCAUCCUCGACUCCUUCUCGCGGUCCUCUGCACCACCUCGUCGCCCGGGUCCGCCCCUGCCGCCGUCGACCACGCCGGCGCCGCCCCGUCCCCGGUCUCCUCCUCACCGGCUGACCCCGAGCCCGCUGCCAUUUCCCUACGGCCCUGCCGUGAGCACCACACCUCCCUCCUUCUUCCCCUCUGCCCUCCGCCCUCGCGCGUCGCUAGGCUCGCCGCAGCCCCGCUUCACUCCCCGCGUGUGCGCGCUCACCGCGUUUGUCGCGCGCCCCGGACGAGUCGCCCGCGCCCCUGCCUCGCAUCGCCACCGCGCCGCUCGCCCCGUCGACGCUGCCGCCUCCCCUACUCCUGCCUCGCUCCCGCAAACCCGGCUGUUUGCCACGCAGCCACCGCCACGCACGGCCAGCUGCUGCUGCUGCUGCGCCCCCGACCGGCCUCCUCGCCCGACCGCCGUGGCCACGUUCCGGCGCGCCUUGCCGCGCCACCACCUCCCCUCGUCGGCGCUCGCUGCUGCGACUGCGUCCGCAGCUCCUACGGUGCUCAUGUGCGAGCACGCGCCCCGCCCCUGGCCUGUGCCUCUGACCACAGGGCCCCCAUGGAAAAGAACAUAA
Aegilops tauschii subsp. strangulata is the source of this 816-nucleotide messenger RNA. Lineage: Eukaryota; Viridiplantae; Streptophyta; Magnoliopsida; Poales; Poaceae. The record is from RefSeq and is a predicted model, not a curated record.